GUGUGUGUGCGUGUGUGUGCGUGUGUGUGUGUGUGUGUGUUCAGAAACGAGUGAAAGAUCAGCCAGACCAGCCUGUGUGUGAGCUCUAUGAGCUGCAGCCGUGUGUCUGUGGUAUGGAACCUGAAAGCACCCCAACGCAAGAGGCUACUUCUGGCCCUGCCCCCGCGGGCCUGAGAUACCGUGUGGAGCGGGAUGUGUACAGCGAGGCCCAGUUGGACUCAGAGGUUCUGCACAGACGGGAACACGCCCCCAAGAGCCUCUGCCAGAGAGUCAACAAGCAUGUGCGGUGUUCCCCCGAGCGACUGAAGGCUGCUGUGCAGAGUCUGUUGCCCAUAGUGACAUGGUUGCCAGCGUACCCUGUGAAGGACUACCUGUUUGGAGACCUGGUGUCUGGACUCAGCACAGGGGUUAUGCAACUCCCACAGGGAACCUUCGCUGUGAUUAGUCUGAUGAUUGGGGGCGUGGCCGUGAGGGAAGCCCCAGACUCCAUGUUCUAUGUUCCGGGCAACGGAACCAACUCAACAGUUCUAGAUGUGGAUGCAAGAGAUGCCAGAAGGGUCCAGCUGGCAGUGGCACUCACUACUUUAGUAGGGCUCAUCCAGCUGUUGCUGGGGGUUCUGCGGUUCGGCUUCGUGGCGAUCUACCUGACGGAACCUCUGGUGCGCGGCUUCACCACCGCGGCUGCCGUGCACGUGUUCAUAUCACAGCUCAAAUACCUACUGGGCAUCAGGACACAGAGAUACAGUGGACCGCUGUCUGUACUGUGGAGUUUGGGGGCGGUGCUUCAGAACAUCACCAGCACCAACCUGAGCACGCUGUUGGUGGGAGGAGUCUGUAUGGUCUUCCUCUACGGGGUCAAAGAGGUCAACGUGCGCUUCAAGAAGAAGCUGCCUGUACCCAUCCCUGGAGAAAUCAUUGUGGUGAUCAUGUCUACGGGAAUCUCUUAUGGAAUGAGCCUGUUUCAAAACUACCAGGUGGCUGUGGUAGGCAAGAUUCCCACAGGGCUCCUCCCCCCUGCCCUGCCUGACCACACCCUCUUCUCCAAGGUGGCAACCGACUCCGUUGCCAUAGCGAUCGUGAGCUUCUCCAUGGGAAUAUCGCUGGCCAAGAUCUUUGCCAUGAAGCACGGGUACAGCGUGGAUGGCAACCAGAUUGCUGGGCUGCUGUCGUCUUUGAUUGUGCUCUUGGUUGUCGUGGCGAUUGGCUACGUUUUUGAGCCUCUUCCCCAGACAGUUCUGGCUGCCAUCAUUAUGGUGAAUCUGCAAGGAAUGUUUAAGCAGCUCAGAGACAUUCCCACACUCUGGAGGACCAGUCGCAUAGAGUUUGCUAUCUGGAUCGUGGCCUUUGUAGCGUCGGUGCUGCUGGGACUGGACUAUGGGCUUGUGGUGUCCAUCAGCUUCGCCAUCCUCACAGUCAUCUACCGCACACAGAACCCCAAGAGUAUGAUCCUUGGACAGGUCCCAGGCUCAGACCUUUACUAUGAUGUAGAUAAAUAUGAGGAGUGUGCGGAGAUCUCAGGGAUUAAAAUCUUCCAUAUGAACACCUCUAUCUACUUUGCCAACUGUGAGCUCUACGUGAGUGCCCUCAAGCAGAAGACGGGUGUGGACCCCACUGUCCUGCUGCACGUCCGUAAGUGUCGAGAGAAGAAGUUGAGGAAGACCCAGGAGACGCCACCAGAGAGGAAGAGCAUCGUCGUCAAACUGGAUGUGGAUAAGGGCGUGUCCCAUGAGAUAGUGUGCGGGGCUGGCGUCCCAUUGGCUGUCCAGGCUAACGGACAGGUGAGUGAGAGCUAUACGGACGCGGUUGCCGAGGAAACGGACGUGCUGACCGCCUUCCUGGAGCGCGAGGAGGCGGAGCAAGUGUACGCCAUCGUACUGGACUUCUCACCCGUCAACUUCAUCGACUCAGUAGGAGCCAAAGCCAUCAAGUCUGUGGUCAAGGAGUUUGCUGCGGUGGACGUGAGUGUGGUCAUCGCUGGCUGCAGCCGUACGGUGCUGUCUCAGCUCCGGUCGCUCCGGUUCUUCGGGGAGGUUGUGACCUCUGACCUCGUGUUCCCCACCAUCCACGACGCCGUGUUGCACUGCCGCUGCCGCUCGCUGCUGCUGGGCCAAUGAGAUCGCGGGGGCACGCCCACACGCUCCUGCUGGGCCAAUGAGAUCGCGGGAGCACGCCUGACAGACAGGACUGGGAGUCAGCAGGACUGAGGCGAUUGGUGGAGAGCUGGAGGGGGAGGGGCUGCGGAAAGCGAGCCGACGCCCCUUCCUCUGACAUUCCAGAAGCGCACAGCACUUUGUGGUUGUCAGCUCCAGCCUGACUGGCCAGGCAGAGGGAAGCCAUGACACAGGACGAGACUCUGUGUGUGUGUGUGUGUGUGUGUGUGUGUGUGUGUGUGUGUGUUUUUUUAAUCAUACUGAUUGCUCUAGACUCUGCAGUGUAGGUUUCCAGGGUGUAGUAUUUCCUGAGGACCACCAGGGGGGCGGGCGGGCAGACCUGUGGCCCUCAGCUCACCUGCUGUCUGUACCGGCAGCUCCCACUAGGGGGCGCACUGCUUGGCCAUUUCUAUGACCGCUCUUGGGCCAGGUCCUCCUCUAUCAUGUGCUCUCUCUCUCUCUCUGUGUUCUUCUCUCAGACACUGUACUGCCAUUAUUAAAUGGCCAUUGUCACUGUGCCUGGAUGAGAUUUGAUUCUGCUGCUGUAUGUAUGUGUGUGUGAAGGUGAUUUGACAGGGUGGUAUACAAAAUGCUGUUAUUCAGCAUCACCAGCUGUGUGUGUGUGUGUGUGUGUUUGUGUGUGCAUGCACGACUACACAAAGUGGGACAAGCAUCCAAUUGAAGCCCUACAUGCAGAAUUCUGCCAAUCAAUUCAAUCAAAAACACCCAACAAUGCAUGUAGGGCAGAAUUAGGUCGUUUACCAUUGGCAUUACCUAUUCAGAAAAGAUCCUUAAAAUUCUGGAUGCACCUGAACAGCAGUCCUAAGAACUCACUCCAUUUUGAGCCAUUAAAAACCCAGGAGAUGAACCCUGAAAAGUGUCCUCUGAGCCAGCUGGUACUGAAGUUAACUAACUCAAUAACAACAAUUAAUAAACAUCAAGCUCAGUCCAGCGCUGCUUCCCAAACACCAAUUAGAGUCAACAAAAUAAUGAAUCAAGCAAAAGAAGAUUAUUUAGAGCAUUGGACAAACCAAACUACCAACCAAAGUAGAAUGAAUUCCUAUCUGAUCCUUAAAAGAGAAUAUGAAUUGGCAGAGUAUCUCAGCUCUGUUAGAAAUACGAAGCAGAGGCAUAUCCUGACCAAGUACAGGCUCAUUGACCCCAACCUAGCAAUAGAAACAGGCAGACACAGAGUGAUCGGGAUGCCGUUGCGGUGAUGGAAACAGGAGACAGUUGUGAUGUUUCUCAAGAAUAGCCAGGUUUCAUUUCCACCUCAUAAGCUGAGCAUGCAUUACCAGUAUGAAGAAAUCGGAAAAAGAAAAGAAAAACCAAAACUCCAAACAAUCAUCUCAAAUCAAUCACUAAACUUCAAAAACUAUAUCAAAAUGAACUUUGACAACCCUUUUCAAUUAUAGGGCAAACUGCUGCAAAUCACAAAACGAGUGUUAGGCCUAUAAGCAGGGACAAUCACUUGCUCACCUCAGACCAUUCUACCUCCUUCUGCUCUCAACAAUAUUCCCUCCAGAGAAUUUAACUCUGCCGACUAAACCAAUGCACAAUCAAUCAACUAACAAAAUGCAUCUUCUCUAUAUAAAUAUCCAAUAAUACAUUACAUACCAUAAAACCCACUGUUUCAUAACAAGGCAAUCCUAUUGUAUCAUUUCAUAACCUUAAACACAUCAUAGAUAACCAGAACAUCCCAAACACCCCUCUUGUCCUGCACACUUGACCUCUGCUAGUGCAGUACGUCACACUCCACGAACUUAUAAUGUUCCUUGCGACUUUCCGUCGGGUCUUUACUCAGUCCCCAGACCAGGAAGCGCUAUUGUCCGACACAAUGGAAAGUUUGCUGAAUGUCCGUGUUCCCUCAACCUUCUGUUGGCCACCCUGAAAGUAAGGCUGAUAAUUAAUAUUGUCCCGUACGCGUUUGUGUUUUGCCGUUGCAACCAUGCUGGAUGCCGUUCGUGUUCGUGUGUGCAAAUAAAGAGUGUUUGUAAA
This is a messenger RNA of Alosa alosa (allis shad), 4148 nucleotides long. It is a transcript of the gene slc26a5, whose product is annotated as solute carrier family 26 member 5. Gene Ontology annotation, biological process: transmembrane transport. The record is from RefSeq and is a predicted model, not a curated record. Lineage: Eukaryota; Metazoa; Chordata; Actinopteri; Clupeiformes; Clupeidae. Bases 114 to 2114 code for a protein of 666 amino acids. Gene Ontology annotation, cellular component: membrane. The transcript is spliced from 16 exons. Gene Ontology annotation, molecular function: bicarbonate transmembrane transporter activity; chloride transmembrane transporter activity; sulfate transmembrane transporter activity.